UGAGCGCAGUGAGCAAGAUGAUCUGUAACUGAAUGUAUAGGAAGAAUGUAAUUCUUGUUAUAAACAUUUUGUUGGUUCUUUUUACUUGAUCCCUGAGACAAUGGCUCAUCAUCAGUUUCUAUCCGCAUUUUCAGUUGGUCACCUGUCACUUCCAUUCUGUGCAACUCCCCAGCAUUGAGGUGGAACUGGGAGAAGAGUGGCAGGAUGGCUUUGACUCGCUCUCCAUGCUGACUUCUGCAAGGUACUACGUGCAGGGAGUGUGCCGGGAGGGAAGCAAGUGUAUGUUCUCGCACGACUUGUCCAACAGCAAGUCCUCCACCAUCUGCAAGUACUACCAGAAGGGGCAGUGCGCCUAUGGAUCCCGCUGCAGGUAUGACCACAUCAGGCUCCCUGCCUCGGGGGGUGCAGCAGCUCCAGUGUCUCCUCCUGUGGCAUCAGCAGCGCUUCUCAGCCCUCGCCCUGCGCCCGAGCACAGCGCACCCGCAACCAAGAGCAAGCUGCGUGAGAGUGGCAAACGGGAGAAGAAGACGCUUGUGCUCAGGGACAGAAAUCUGUGUGGCUUGAAUGAAGAGAAGGAAAAAGCCAGUGCCACAAAUAAUGUGGUGUGUUGCGGUGACAGAAACGAUAAUGUGGAAAUGAAACCCCAUUCAUAUUUGGAAGCAAUUUGCACUGGGCUGGAAGAUCCGGUAGCUGGAAGUUCCUUUGGUGAUGGAGAGCAGCUGUGUCCCUACGCUGCAGCGGGAGCAUGCCACUUCGGGGAUCGCUGCCUUUACCUGCACGGGGACGUGUGUGAAAUAUGUGGGCUGCAAGUGCUUCACCCUUUUGACCAAGAACAGAGGAAGGCUCAUGAGAUGAUGUGCAUGGCAGCGUUUGAGCACGAGAUGGAGAAGGCCUUUGCCUUCCAGGCAAGUCAGGACAAAGUGUGCAGCAUCUGCAUGGAAGUGGUGUAUGAAAAGCCAUCAGCCUCAGAGAGAAGGUUUGGGAUCCUCUCCAACUGCAAUCACACGUACUGUUUGUCCUGCAUCCGGCAGUGGAGGUGUGCCAAGCAGUUUGAGAAUCCAAUCAUAAAGUCUUGCCCAGAGUGCCGUGUGAUAUCGGAGUUCGUCAUUCCCAGCACAUAUUGGGUAGAAGACCAGGAGAAGAAAAACGAGUUGAUUGAAGCGUUUAAGCAGGGAGUAGGGAAAAAACCGUGCAAGUACUUUGAACAAGGGAAAGGAACUUGUCCCUUUGGAGGAAAGUGUCUUUACCUUCAUGCCUAUCCAGAUGGGACACGAGCUGAACCUGAAAAACCAAGGAAACAGCUCAGCUCUGAGGGAACCGUGCGGUUCUUCAAUUCUGUUCGUCUGUGGGACUUUAUUGAAGACAGAGAAAGUAGGACUGUGACCGGCGCAGAUGAUCAAGUAACAGAACUUGGAGAACUUUUCAUGCACCUUUCUGGGGCUGAGGAGGAUUCUGCUACUUCUCAAUAAAGGCAAGCGAAGGUGCUUUCUUCCGUAGCAAUCUAGCUAUUUAUUUAGCAGUGGUUCUACUUCUUACAGCACAGCUGGAAUGAAUGAAUGUGCCCUGUGGUCUACUUGUGCAGUCCUGGUGAGGUUUUCAGGUAGUUGUUGUAUAGCAACAAAAGUACUAAAUUAUAUUUAAAAAGUUAAAUUGAUUGCAUGGAAAAAAAUCCCUUGAUCCCAAGAGGGUUUGGCCUAACAUAAGCUGUCAUGUCAAUUGAACGGUAGUGUUACAUACAGCUCCUCUCUUGCCUUUUAAAGCAUAAGCUGUUAAGAACUGUUGCUGUAUCUGUUUAGGGUGCUUAUUUCCCCCAAAUUAACUAAAUGUAUAUCUGCAGAAACACACUAGGAAUAACGAUCCAUGUAGCUUUUCCUUUCUUAAAAAAAAAAACCUACUACAUUAUACCUCAAAGUAUCUAGAAUUCAGAGGAACGCUCACUGUAUUCUUACAGAGUGCUUCAGUAAGGGGGCACUGCCAGGCUGUCAGAGACAGUACAAGGCAGGUUCCUACCACUGCUUUAAAAUAAUGAAGAGUAUAGUGGCAGGAAGGGCUUCCUACAGCACCUGCUGCAAAGCAAAUACAAUCUAGUACCUCCAGGCAGAGCUGUAGUUCCGGUACUGGAGUCAAAAUGCACAGACAGAUGAUACCUACAGCACAAACUGGUACUGGACACUGCAUAAGUAGGUUUCGAUAUCAGUUGAAACAGCAAUAAAUAUUUUUGUUCAUUUUAACUAGAUGAAAUGUAUUUAAUUCAAAAGGAAACUUUGAUUCAGGUUAAAUGAAGCAAAAAUUAAAUGAGGUAACUAAAUAA
This is a messenger RNA of Numida meleagris (helmeted guineafowl), 2311 nucleotides long. It is a transcript of the gene MKRN2, whose product is annotated as makorin ring finger protein 2. The coding region runs from base 225 to 1469 and encodes 414 amino acids. NCBI's taxonomy places the organism in Eukaryota, Metazoa, Chordata, Aves, Galliformes, Numididae. Gene Ontology annotation, molecular function: ubiquitin protein ligase activity; metal ion binding. The record is from RefSeq and is a predicted model, not a curated record. Gene Ontology annotation, biological process: protein polyubiquitination. The transcript is spliced from 9 exons.